GUGGUCAGAGUUGCCAUGGUUACACAGAGUUCAUACAUAGAUGGAAAUAGAAAGGGUUGUGCUGAGAGGGAUGGAGGCAGAGUGAGCUCAGAACAUCUCAGAUCAGAGACGACACACCGAGGGCAAUCAGACAAGAUGCAAACGCUCCGAGAUCAGGACGCGCUCAUCCCUCGGCCUCGGGGGGAAUUGCCUAAACUCUAUGCUGCAGGGCUGGUUGCCUUAGCAACCAUGGGGGUUGUGGUUUCGUCUCCGGACAGCUUUCUGGGCAUGGUGGCCUUAGCAGCUCUCAUGGUGACACUAGGGCCUCUGCUGCACGGACUCUGUCUGCUGGCUGAGGAGCUGCGGCACCACUCGAACACAAGGUACCGGGCAUGUCGUCACAUGCUGCCAGCCUGCGGUCUGUGGGGUAAAACCCUGCUGGCUGCAGGGCUGGCAGGUCUCUUCCUGUACCUGACCAAACAGCUUCUACCGCCCAGAGACCAGUGCUCGGAGCUCCUUGUUCUGGUUCCUGCCGUCUACGCCCUCCUCAAAAGCCUGGGAGUCAUGGGUCCGUCGGAGGUGGAGGUGUCAGGCAUCUGCGAGGGGAGGAAGAUGAAUGUGGCUCACGGCUUGGCCUGGUCCUUCUACCUGGGCUACCUGCAGCUGGUUCUGCCACGCCUGGAGAACUCCAUCGCUGCGUUUUGUGCUGCACAUCACCGCAGCACCCCCCUCUGGAGCCGUGGCUCCAGGAAGCUCCUCAUCCUCGUCCCUCUGAGCGCCAACAUCUCACACAAGCUGGAAGACGAAGAUGACAACAUCAGUUUUUUGGAAAACCUCCCAAACAACGAGAUAGACCGGGCCGGAGUCCGGGGCCGGGUCUAUAAACACAGCGUCUACAGAGUGAAGGACGGGCAGGGGGCGGUAGGUCAGGCCCAUGACUGUGCAGUGGAGUAUGCCACCCCCCUGUUGACUCUUUACCGGAUGUCCCAGGAGAGGAGCGCCGGCUUUGGGGAGCCGGAGCGCAGACAGCAGGUUCUGCUCUUCUACAGAACCCUGCAGGACGUUCUGGAGCAGUCGCUGGAGUGUCGCAACCGCUACAAACUCAUUCUGCUCAGCGAUGAGCAUGAAGAUGAUCCUCAUUUCCUGUCCAAGGCCAUCCUGAGACACCUGGAUCGAGAUAUCUCAGGAUGGCCUUGCUGCAAACAUCUGCAGCGUCUGCAGCUAAGGUCUAGCAGCAGACGCAGCCCCAACAAACCACGCCCCCGAAAAACCACGGCCCCGACAAAACACGCCCCCGACCAAACACGCCCCCAUGUGCCUGUUGAGCUCCCCGGAGCUCCCCUGGUGGUCAGAAUUAUCAGACACAAGGUCAAAAGGUAUUACUGGGAUCAGCAGGAGAGAGAGGAGUUCUGUCUCCAUCCACUUCCUGAACAGGAAACCAAAGAAACAUUUGUGGGGCUAGGGUUAGCGCCAUCUGCUGGUGGGAACCAACCUCGACCUGAACCGAUGAGCAGAGAGCCCACGCUGAUGAUCAGCCUGGAGAAACCUCAGUCUCUGCAGGUGCCUGUGGAGAACACAGACAUCCACCACAGAGGAACAUAAACGGGACCUGAGAGGAACCCGAACCCUAACCACCACUUUCAGUGAGGAGCCAGCAGGGGGCGCUGACGUGUUCCAAAGAUAACAUUUGUGUGUGUACUAGUUUAACUAUCCUUCUUAGGACCAGUGAGUCUGUUCUUUAGUCACUGAGUCACAUUUAGGGAGGAGCAAACUUAUUUUACCUACAAGUGACUCAAAACUGCUCUUUUUGUUGUUCUUUAGUAAAAAUGUGUCCAUGUUGUGUCUAAAUGACAAAAAACCGUAAAGAGUUUCUGCAUAAGAAUCACCAGAGAAGAGGAAAAGUUCAAACAUGAGGAAGAGAGAGGUGUGUUUCUAGCUGGAUCAGUCAUAAGACGUCUGGCACUGAGCCAGUUAGUCUGUACGCACACGCACGCACGCACACACACACACACACACACACACCUACCUCAUGACUUAUUGUGCAGCUGAAGCGGUUCUGAUGUGUUAACUGUUCCACACUCAGGGGAGCAGGACGACAGAACGAUUUGUCCCCAUGUUUUUACACAAAGUGUUCAGAUUGUCCCUUGGACAAAUUUGUCUCAUCCGGCUCUAAAGCGCGUGUCCAGAGACUCACUAAGGUGGAGCUUUAGGAGUUCAGCGUUUCUAUGUCGUGCUCCAGGUAUAGGAUGCAACAAAAGUCCACACUGAAGUGAUUCAGGGCAACUUUUGAUAUCUCACAUGAAAAUACAAAAACAUCCCGGAGCUCUUUCUCAGAAAGCACAAAAUCCUCUUGGUCCUGGCUAAAAGUUUAGAAAUCCGAAGACGUCUGUGUCUUUUUGUUUAAAAUAAAUCAUUUCAAACAUGA
Molecule: messenger RNA, 2404 nt
Organism: Nothobranchius furzeri (turquoise killifish)
Lineage: Eukaryota; Metazoa; Chordata; Actinopteri; Cyprinodontiformes; Nothobranchiidae
Source: RefSeq, a predicted model, not a curated record